UUCUAGACCUGGAAGGCCUCCUAAGAGGACUCAAAGUGUCACCUCCCCAGAGAAUUCUCAUAUCAUGCCACAUUCUGUCCCUGGCCUAAUGUCUCCUGGAAUCAUCCCGCCAACAGGCCUGACAGCAGCAGCUGCAGCGGCAGGGAACCCCGCCAUAGCAGAAGCAAUGAAAGUGAAAAAAAUUAAAUUGGAAGCUAUGUCCAACUACCAUGCAAAUAAUAACCAGCAUGGAGCUGACUCUGAAAAUGGAGAUCUGAAUUCAAGUGUCGGGAGCAGUGAUGGUUCUUGGGAUAAAGAAAAGCUUCAAUCUCCCCCAACCCAAGGAUCACAGGCCUCUGUUAACCACCCCAACUUGCCUGGACAGCAUAAUGUUCCCGUUAGCCAUCCUCUCAACCCUCUUCAACAGAACCACCUUCUGCCAAAUGGAUUGGAACUUCCUUUUAUGAUGAUGCCCCACCCAUUAAUUCCCGUGAGCCUACCUCCAGCAUCUGUCACGAUGGCAAUGAGCCAGAUGAAUCACCUUAGUACCAUCGCCAACAUGGCAGCAGCAGCACAAGUGCAGAGUCCUCCAUCCAGAGUUGAGACAUCUGUUAUUAAGGAACGUGUUCCAGACAGCCCUUCUCCUGCUCCUUCCCUUGAAGAGGGCCGAAGACCUGGCAGCCAUCCAUCCUCUCAUCGAAGCAGCAGUGUGUCCAGCUCUCCUGCACGGACCGAGAGCUCUUCAGACAGAAUCCCUGUCCAUCAGAACGGGCUAUCUAUGAACCAAAUGCUGAUGGGUUUGUCACCUAAUGUCCUGCCUGGACCUAAGGAGGGUGAUCUGGCUGGUCAUGAUGUGGGACAUGAGACAAAAAGAAUACACAUUGAGAAAGAUGAGACCCCGCUCUCCACACCAACCGCAAGAGACAGCCUUGACAAACUUUCUCUAACUGGGCAUGGGCAACCACUACCUCCGGGUUUUCCAUCUCCUUUUCUAUUCCCUGAUGGAUUGUCCUCCAUAGAGACCCUCCUGACUAACAUCCAGGGUCUACUAAAGGUUGCUAUAGACAAUGCCAGAGCUCAAGAGAAACAGGUCCAACUGGAAAAGACAGAGCUGAAGAUGGAGCUCUUCAGGGAACGAGAACUGAGGGAAACACUUGAAAAACAGUUGGCUGUGGAGCAGAAGAACAGAGCAAUAAUUCAGAAAAGGCUAAAGAAGGAAAAGAAGGCAAAGAGGAAAUUGCAGGAAGCACUUGAGUUUGAGACUAAACGACGGGAGCAAGCAGAACAGACACUGAAACAGGCAGCUUCAACAGAUAGUCUCAGGGUCCUAAAUGACUCUCUGACCCCAGAGAUAGAAGCUGACCGCAGCGGGGGCAGAACAGAUGCUGAAAGGACAAUACAAGAUGGAAGACUUUAUUUGAAAACUACUGUCAUGUAUUGA
Messenger RNA from Tauraco erythrolophus (red-crested turaco), 1420 nucleotides. Lineage: Eukaryota; Metazoa; Chordata; Aves; Musophagiformes; Musophagidae. The record is from RefSeq and is a predicted model, not a curated record.